Messenger RNA from Apodemus sylvaticus (European woodmouse), 998 nucleotides. It is a transcript of the gene Cst7, whose product is annotated as cystatin F. The transcript has 4 exons. Gene Ontology annotation, cellular component: late endosome; lysosome; endoplasmic reticulum. Lineage: Eukaryota; Metazoa; Chordata; Mammalia; Rodentia; Muridae. Gene Ontology annotation, biological process: positive regulation of myelination; immune response; negative regulation of microglial cell activation. The coding region runs from base 142 to 576 and encodes 144 amino acids. The record is from RefSeq and is a predicted model, not a curated record. Gene Ontology annotation, molecular function: cysteine-type endopeptidase inhibitor activity.
UGAAGCGCUUCUGGUUAAAAUGAUUCAGCAAGAAACCACGCCCCACCAAAGCUAUCCCACCCUGCCCUGGUCCUGGCGUGACUUGCCGAGCGCUUCUACCCAGCCUGGGCCCCACUACAUGCCACCCUUCGUUCACCCAGCAUGUGGCUGGCCAUUCUGCUUGCCCUCUGCUGCCUAACUUCUGACACCCAUGGGGCACACCCCGCAGAUUUUUGUUCCAAAGAUUUGAACUCCAGUGUGAAGCCAGGAUUCCCCGAAACAAUACAGACCAAUAACCCAGGAGUGCUUAAGGCCGCCAGGCACAGUGUGGAGAAGUUCAACAACUGCACAAAUGACAUCUUUUUGUUCAAGGAGUCCCGUGUCAGCAAGGCCCUGGUACAGGUGGUGAAAGGCCUGAAAUAUAUGCUGGAGGUGGAAAUCGGCCGGACUACAUGCAGGAAGACCAUGCACCGCCAGCUGGACAACUGUGACUUCCAAACCAGUCCUGCCUUGAAGCGGACUCUACACUGCUACUCUGAAGUCUGGGUCAUCCCCUGGCUCCACAGUUUCGAGGUGCUUGUUCUCUCCUGCCAAUGACUUCUGCCUCUUCAGCAAGACUACAGCUGGGAUAAAUAGACACUCAUAUGCCCCCCACUCCUUACUUUCCACCCCAGCCUGGUCCUCUCAGAUCGCCCUGCUUACCAGUGAGCAGACUGACAUGCCAGUGUGUCACAAGGGGGCUGGGAUGGGAGAAUAGUGCCCUCCUCACCAGAUUAACCAUCUUCACACUUUCUUCUAACAUUAUUUCUUCUGGUACUACACUAGAUUCAGGAUGUGGGCAUACAGAGACUCCUUUGAUGACUUACUGAAGCCCGGGUAGAGCAAAGCAGAUAGUCAACAAGGUGGUAGUGCGGGCCUGAUUGCAUGAGCAGAUUCUGUAUCCAUCUUUUCUACUGCCGUCAGACUAUUAUUAGUGGGGAUGGUUUAUCAUAAAUAAAAAGCUGAUCAUCUAAAAGCAA